This is a messenger RNA of Alligator mississippiensis (American alligator), 8338 nucleotides long. It is a transcript of the gene EPHB3, whose product is annotated as EPH receptor B3. Gene Ontology annotation, cellular component: plasma membrane; neuron projection. Gene Ontology annotation, biological process: axon guidance; protein phosphorylation; cell surface receptor protein tyrosine kinase signaling pathway. Gene Ontology annotation, molecular function: ATP binding; protein binding; transmembrane-ephrin receptor activity. Lineage: Eukaryota; Metazoa; Chordata; Crocodylia; Alligatoridae. The record is from RefSeq and is a predicted model, not a curated record. Bases 64 to 3018 code for a protein of 984 amino acids. The transcript has 16 exons.
CCAGAGCGGCAGCGCCAGCGGCGGGGACGGGAGCGCGGAGCCGCAGCGCACGGACGGGCCGCCAUGGCCGCAGCGCGCCCGGUGCUGCUACUGCUGCUGGUCGGCGCCUGCCGGGCGCUGGAAGAAACCCUGAUGGACACUAAGUGGGUGACAUCCGAGUUGGCGUGGACGGCUCAUCCGGAGACGGGGUGGGAAGAAGUCAGCGGUUACGAUGAGGCCAUGAACCCCAUCCGGACCUACCAGGUGUGCAAUGUGCGGGAAGCCAACCAGAACAACUGGCUCCGGACUCAGUUCAUUCAGCGCCAGGACGUGCAACGCGUUUACGUGGAGCUGAAAUUCACUGUGCGGGACUGCAACAGCAUCCCCAACAUCCCGGGCUCCUGCAAAGAGACCUUCAACCUCUUCUAUUACGAGUCGGAUACAGACUCUGCUUCGGCCACCAGCCCCUUCUGGAUGGAGAACCCCUACAUCAAAGUGGAUACAAUUGCCCCCGAUGAGAGCUUUUCUAAGCUGGAGUCCGGCCGCAUGAACACCAAGGUCCGCAGUUUUGGGCCUCUCUCCAAGAACGGGUUUUACCUGGCCUUCCAGGAUCUGGGCGCCUGCAUGUCCCUCAUCUCUGUCCGGGCUUUCUAUAAGAAAUGCUCCAACACUAUUGCGGGCUUUGCCAUUUUUCCAGAGACCUUAACCGGGGCAGAGCCCACGUCCCUGGUCAUUGCUCCAGGGACGUGCAUCCCCAAUGCGGUGGAAGUGUCCGUGCCUCUGAAGCUGUACUGUAACGGAGAUGGGGAGUGGAUGGUACCGGUUGGGGCUUGUACGUGCGCUGCUGGAUACGAGCCGGCCAGUAAGGAUACCCAGUGCCAAGCCUGUGGUCCAGGGAGCUUCAAGUCAAAGCAAGGGGAAAAUGCCUGCUCCCCCUGCCCCCCCAACAGCAGGACAAGCUCCGGGGCGGCGACUCUCUGCUCCUGUCGGAAUGGCUUCUUCCGGGCAGAUGCAGACCCGGCGGACAGCGCCUGUACCAGCGUCCCCUCCGCUCCCCGUAGUGUCAUCUCCAACGUGAAUGAGACUUCACUGGUGCUAGAGUGGAGCGAGCCCCGGGACACCGGUGGCCGGGAUGACCUGCUCUACAAUGUCAUCUGCAAGAAAUGCAGCGUGGAGCGCCGGCUCUGCACCCGCUGCGAUGACAAUGUGGAGUUCGUGCCCCGCCAGCUCGGCCUCACUGAGCGCCACAUCUACAUCAGCAACCUCCUGGCGCACACCCAGUACACCUUCGAGGUCCAGGCCGUCAACGGCGUGUCCAGCAAGAGCCCCUACUCCCCCCAGUUCGCCUCAGUCAACAUCACCACCAAUCAGGCAGCCCCCUCGGCUGUUCCCACAAUGCAUCUGCACAGCAGCACCGGCAACAGCAUGACACUCUCUUGGGCCCCUCCGGAGAGACCCAAUGGGAUCAUCCUGGACUAUGAAAUCAAGUACUUCGAGAAGCAGGGCCAAAGCGACGGUAUCGCCAACACCGUCACCAGCCAGAAGAACAUGGUACGUCUAGACGGUCUGAAGGCCAACGCACUUUACACCGUGCAGGUCCGUGCACGCACCGUUGCUGGCUACGGCCUGUACAGCCUCCCGACCGAGUUCCAGACUUCUGCAGAGGACGGCUCCAGCGGGAAGAGCUUCCAGGAGCUGCCUCUCAUCGUGGGGUCAGCCACCGCCGGGCUGGUGUUCAUCAUUGUCGUGGUGGUGAUUGCUAUUGUCUGCUUCAGGAAGCAGAGGAGCAGCACGGACCCAGAGUACACAGAAAAACUGCAGCAGUAUGUCACUCCUGGGAUGAAGGUCUACAUUGACCCCUUCACCUACGAGGACCCCAAUGAGGCUGUCCGGGAGUUCGCCAAGGAGAUCGACAUCUCCUGUGUCAAGAUCGAGGAGGUGAUUGGAGCAGGGGAGUUUGGGGAGGUAUGCCGGGGCCGCCUGAAACUGCCGGGUCGGCGCGAGAUCUUCGUGGCCAUCAAGACUCUGAAGGUGGGUUACACGGAGCGACAACGCCGGGACUUCCUGAGCGAGGCCAGCAUCAUGGGGCAGUUCGAUCACCCCAACAUCAUCCAUCUGGAGGGCGUGGUGACCAAGAGCCGGCCCGUCAUGAUCGUCACAGAGUUCAUGGAGAACUGCGCCCUCGACUCCUUCCUCCGGCUGAAUGAUGGACAGUUCACAGUGAUCCAGCUGGUAGGGAUGCUGCGGGGCAUUGCAGCUGGCAUGAAGUACCUCUCUGAGAUGAACUAUGUGCACCGGGACUUGGCCGCCCGUAACAUCCUGGUUAACAGCAACUUGGUGUGCAAAGUGUCGGACUUUGGGCUCUCGCGCUUCCUGGAGGACGACCCCGCUGACCCCACCUACACCAGCUCACUGCGUGUCUUCCCACAGGGUGGUAAAAUCCCGAUCCGGUGGACGGCCCCUGAAGCCAUCGCCUACCGCAAGUUCACUUCAGCCAGCGACGUGUGGAGCUACGGCAUUGUCAUGUGGGAGGUGAUGUCGUACGGGGAGCGGCCGUACUGGGACAUGUCCAACCAGGAUGUGAUCAACGCUGUGGAGCAGGACUACCGCCUGCCACCACCCAUGGACUGCCCCACUGCUCUGCACCAGCUCAUGCUGGACUGCUGGGUGCGCGACCGCAACCUCCGGCCCAAGUUCGCCCAGAUUGUGAACACACUGGACAAGCUGAUCCGAAACGCAGCCAGCUUGAAGGUCAUCACCAGCGUCCAAUCAGGCGUGUCCCAGCCACUCCUGGACCGCACGGUCCCAGAUUACACCACCUUCACCACUGUGGGCGACUGGCUGGACGCCAUCAAAAUGGGACGGUACAAGGAGAACUUUGUCAACGCCGGCUUCGCCUCCUUCGACCUGGUGGCGCAGAUGACAGCAGAAGACCUGCUCAGGAUAGGGGUGACGCUGGCGGGCCAUCAGAAGAAGAUCCUCAGCAGCAUUCAGGACAUGAGGCUGCAAAUGAACCAGACGCUCCCAGUCCAGGUUUGACCGUGGCGAACUCUGGGAUCAGAACGGACUGGAGGGAAUCCUAAGGUUCCAGUUUGCGGUGCAGCCCGGCUUCCUGUUUUCCCCUUUGCGUGGAGCUCCUUGGCCUCCGACAGCCGUGCAGGAUGGGACGUCCUGCCCCGAAUCCCGAGGCGCUCGGGCCAAGAGGGAGACCAGCGGUUUGGUUUGGGUUUGGAAUAGUGAGCCGGCGAGGCGCGGAGUCUUCAUAUUGAAGAUGGAUUAUGGGACGGAGACCUCGCCCCCCUCUCCCCGUCCCGUCCCCACACCAGCGGCGCCAAGGGUCCGAGGGAUGCUCUGCUGCUUGGAUUUCCUUCACCCCAAGGUCACAAACUUUUGCUGACCCUGAAGUUCAUCCAGAAAGGCCUGUGGGGACAUGACAACAUGUGCUGGCCCUUUCUCAUGCUCUUGGCCCAGCCUGGAAGCGGUGAGGGGGGUGCAGGGAUCCAGGCUAAAGGAACAACGGAGCUGAAGGAACAGCGGUUCCCCACGGGGGCCCAGCCUGGCUUUCGCCUGUGCAGCCCAGACAAUCAUGUUCCCUCUUACUGGCGCCCCCCAUAUGCGGAUCUGCACUGGAGUGUGUCUGAAGCAGGGGGGUUGGCCUGUCUCGGCUCUGGCCUCCUGAACCCGAACCCAGCGAGAUUUACUAUGCAGGGAGUUGGAAGGCCCAACUCCGGAGCUCUCGUCCCUCGUGGCUUCCAUGGCCAGAUCCGGAUGGCAGAGGAAGGCCUUGGGCACAAGUUUGCACAGGGCCGCGAGGCAGCCGCGUGGGCUCCUGCCCCGGGGGGUGGAGCUGGGAGAGACGGGAUGGGGAGGGAAGGCCAAGCUGACUUGGAGAGCCUCUUUUUAUGCAGAAGGAGCAGGUCCUGUCAGAGCGCCGUCUCACCAGCACCUCUCCUGACACAUGCUGUGAUUUGCUGCCAAAAGACUUUUUUCCACACCCCCCCCCCCCUUCCUCCUCCUUUCUCUCUUUCCCUCUCUUGUUUCUCGGAUGCUAACAGCCUCUCGAGUGGAAGGGGGGACCCCCUAUCCGUGUGCGUGCGUGCGUGAGUGCUUGUGUACUGGCCGUCUGGACUGUGAGAGGGGGCGUGGGCAGAUUAAAGGCAAUAAGGAUUUUACUUGAGUUUCCUUCGCUUGAUCAGUCUCCCCUCCACCGCUGUCUAGGACCUGCGAGGUACCAGCUCCUGCCUUCCUCUGGACAGGGUUUGGCCCCCUCCUUCUGGUGGUCUCCCCUCCAGUCUGUAAAUACUGCAGGAGGCUGGCACAAGGGCUGACUUUUCUCCCCGAGCCCCCCGACCUGCACAGCAUGCUAUGUUGGUCCUGUAGGGUCAUGCCCACAGACCCCACCAGCUUCUCUCCUGCCCGCAGCGCUGGCUAGGCAGCUUUUCCCUACAGAGGCACCUGAUCCAUGCCAGGAGAGAGCCGGGUUGUGCUCCCCAGCCCCGUGGGGGAAGGAAGUAGCAGGAAGUGGGGCUCAGGCUUGGCCCAGGCUGAGCCCCAAAGAGAUGCAUGUAGUGCAAUAUAAGCAGCUGUUUGCUGACCCCUCCUCAUGCUAAGACCAAUGGGGGAACAUGCCCGGUGAGGCACAGGCAGGCCACAGCUGCCACGUAGCUGCCGCUGGAGAGCCCGAGGAGGGUGCUGUGUUGCGAGUGCCAGGAGCCCUGUGCUGUAGGCCCCAGCCCAAACUUGAGCUGAGAGCAGCCAGGCUGAUUGAGCUCACUCGGGCGUGAGUCAGGCUCCAGUCUCGCAACCUCUCGCGUGGCUAGCCCUCUUGCUUACAUGUUUCACCUGGGCUCCACCAGACCCCCCUCCGUCUUCUCCCGUCUUUCCCAUCAUUUGAGAACAGCAGUCCGCCAACAUCCCGGCAUUGCCUUGCGGCUGCUUCCCCCAUCUUGACAAAGGAGCAGGCCCAGGCGGAGGGUUGCAGCGGCCCGCACCCAUGAGUCACCCGUAGGGUUUGUGCCUGAUCCUUGGCCACCUCCCAGAAAAUGACAGCUGCCAAGAUGGCAGCUGGAGGGAUGGUGACUUCACACCUGGGAGACAGGGCCGGGAGCUUUGAGCUCAGUGACCUUUUAGGAAGCAAAGCGUUGCCCGGCAGGCUGAGCAGGAGCCUCCUGCCGCUGCCCGAGCCCCAGGAGCGCAGCCGUUAGGUGGCUCGUGCUGCAUGCAUGCACCGCUCCAUGUCGGCGGGUACUCUGCGCCCUUCCAUCUCUGAGCAGCCAGCCUCAUCGAGCCCACCGCUCGCUUCACCCGGCACUGGGGGCCACGAGCUGCUGGCUUGCCUCUUGCUGGGAACUCAUGGCCUGGCUCCCAUCCUGGCUCCCAUGCUCUCGUGCCCUAACCUUGGCCUCAUUGCUGAGGCAAGACGAUCCUCAAGCCGUCCUUGGGAAAAAUUGUUCCUCCCAUUGCUGCCAGGCAUAGCCUUUCGCUGUGGGCGCCAAUGGUUUCUCUGCACUUCUCUUCACAGCCGUUUUAGCCUGGCGGAUCCUCUGGGUCUGGUGACUUAAGUAACUAGAUGUGCUUUCCGACCUCUUUGGAUGGCAGGUCCCUUUCUGUGUAAAACAGAAGCUCCGGGAUCUUCCUUGUACCUUGUUGCACCUUUGCAGACGGUUCUCCUCUGAGCUCUUCCCUGCGCGUCGAAGACAGAUUGAGGCUUGGAUCAGGGCCUAACACAGCCCAGUCACUUGGCUCAUCUUGUGUCUGCCUUUUCCAGAUUUCUUGUCCUUCUGAUAAACUGCAUGCUCCAGCCCUCGGCCUGCCUUGCUUUGCCUUUCUCUUGGUUAAGUGGUGCUCUAUUAGCUUUUAAGCCUCUUCUCCCAUCAGUCAGCCAGGUGGUUGGCAUCCAGCCUUUCUGAGCCAGCUCUAGCCCACCGCCUUUCCCUAGAGAUCCAGUUGCACGGGUCUCAGUCCAAAGUCGAGUCCUGAAUUGGUACUUGAAGAAGAGGGGUGGGAAAGGUCCGUCUCCCUGGUACGAUGCCGCUGCUGUGACUUCGGUCAGGGUACGCUGUGUGGCACACCGCAAGUGCCCGUGUAAUUUGGGGGGUGGCUUUUUUUUUUCUCAAACCCCGGAGCUCCUUCCCUCAGGGUGUCUGUGCUGGACCCUCUGCAGUCCCAACCAGGCCUUGCUGUCAGCGUGGGCAACAGCUCACUCGGGACCCAGCAUUUUUCUCCACCGUGGCUGGUUUGGGAGAGAGGGAUGCUGCACGGCUUCAAUGGAGGAAGGUACCCGCUGCAGGGAAGCCCGGUGUUGCCUAGCAACAGGCUUCCCGGCAGCAUCCAUCAGCAUGUGGCACGGUGCUGGUCCUCUCCAAGACGGUGUGGAGCAUGCCUCCUGCUCCAUCCCCAUCCCAUCCCGUCGGGCGCUCUGCUUCGGGAGGACGAACCGAAGCCCCGCGGUGCCGCAGUUUGCAGCUGACAAACACAGCUUGGCUUUGUCCCUUUUGCUUCCAGGUGCUCUGGCACCAGCUGCUUUGGCAAUUAGGCAGGUGCUCGCAGGUCUUGAUCUUCCCCUGCGCCUCCUCUCUCUAGGAGCGGGUGCUGUUUGCUGCUUCCCGGUUCAAAGCACUUGCCUGUCCUCGGUGUUUUUGGAACUCCACACCGCAGGCGGCGAAACGGCUUUUGUUUGCUCUUCCACCAGCCGGGGGGAAUUCAGGUGGAAGAGGCGGGUAAACACUGGGAGGAAAACCAACAGCACGACCACAUGGGGUUUCCAGGCAGCCGUACGUGGUAGCAAGCCACCGUGUUGGAGUACAAGUCGGCACCAUACCCCCAGCAUAGGACGCUCUAGCAGAUAUGGGGGAUGCAGGGACCUGAAAUCCUCCUGCCUCCAGGAAGGCAACGGGGGAAUUCAGACUGGGGGGUGGGGGCAAGAAGUGAAGGCCUUCAGAGCUGUGGGGCACCUGUCUGGGGGACCCCCAAGGGCAGAGUGACCAAAGGGGGUGCGGGAAAAGCUGCAUCCAGAGGUGCUGCUCUUUCACCGUGCCCUCUGCUCCCGCUCUGUUUGCCUUGCUCCCAUGCAGAUCUACCCCCUUGCUGGUGUCUCCCAGCUGCAUGGCGCACGUGUUGCUCUGCAUCCGGUCUCCGUGGCACAGACCAUGGUAAUGCUUUCCCUGGUGCCUGGCAAUUCCUCUCUCCAGAGACCCCACAAGCACUGACCCACAUCCCUGCCCCCUGGCUUUCCCCCAAUCCUGCUGUUGCUUUUCUUUGCUCCACUGGGGCUUGCAUGUGCUGAGCGGUCUCAGUGCUGCUGUCUCUAGACUCCUGCCUUCUCUCCGGCUCUCUUUCCUGGGUGGCAGCGCCCUUCUCUGCCUGGUCCCUUCGUUCUUCUCUGUCCAUGGGCCCUUUCUCUUUUCUGGUCUUGCCUUCCACCAGCAAUGAGCUGUGGGCAGGAGGCCUUGUAGGCACCCUCUGCAUUCAGGUCAACCCCUUCUCUUGGGAGUAGCAUUUGUGCCCAAGGUUGGCCCAGGUGAUCUUCAAAGUCCUUUGCAGCCCUGUGAUACUGCAGUUCUUCCCCCAUUGCUGCAGCCAGCAGCUCUCUGUUCAGCCCCUUUGCCCCCAUGGUCUCCUGGAGCCUCUUGGAGUUGGCUGGGCAGUGAAUCACCUUGCUCCCGGGUUCACUCAGACCCUCUCCUACCCUCACCUCCAGAACCAGCCCGGUGCUUCCCCUGUGCACUCCUCUCCUUGCCACGGACUGUGCUUGCUCCUAUUAAUGAACUAGGCAGAAAUCACUUGCUCCCAGAGGCUCGAAAAGAAAAUAAGCAGCCCAGCCCUGUUCCUCUUCCGCUAAAUAGCCUGUGAGCUCACCUGCUUCAGAGGGGGCUAUGGUCUAAGCUGGGGAGUGAGUACCCCUAGCUUAUGGGAGAGCAUCUUAUCCCUACCUGGUACCCAGUGGAAGCUGUUAGGUAGGUGGAUGCCGUCCUUCAGAGCCAGGCUUGCCCCUUGGGGAAAGCAAGGAGGGGUUGGACUCCAUUUCCUGGACUACGGGCUGUUCCUCCCUUAGCUUCGUGCCCUGGUACCCAGCAGGCUCUCGGCCCUGGCCACAUGCCCCCGGGCAGCCCCAUCCCUGCACAGCUUGGUUUGCACCUACUUUGGCUCAGCGGCGGUCGCCCCGGGCGGCGGUGUCUCACCCCAGCUGGUUCUCAUGUACUGUACCUGCCACCGUUUUUUUUAUAUAUAUAUAUUGAGAUGUAUUUAAUGGUGAAAGGAGAAAAAAAGACAAAAAAAGAAAUGAUGCAAUCGUGCAUUUGUAGAAAUAUUUUUUAAAGAAAUACUUUUUUCAAUUAAAUUAUUUAAGAAAUUUUAUGGA